CUUGUCGCCAAGACACGGCUACGGGGUAUGUCCGUCGUCGGAACAACUGCCGUAUGAUCUCUCGAAGCAACAUUCCAUCUUUUUCUUGACGAUUCUACAGCCUUCUAUUGCCGAAAAUGAAGAAAUGAAAGACGUGGAAUACUUAGUGGCCCGCAGCACCGGCGGAGUGCGGGGGCUGUGGUCAGAGCUGCUGAUUGUCAGUCCGAGUCCGAAUCUUGUAUUACUAUUAGCACCCCUAGCUGUCCUAAUCUUCUCUUCAAUUCGGUUUCUAUCCAUACCACCAUGUCGUCCAACGAAGACGAAUAUAACGACCAUGACCAGAAUCCCAGUUCCAAGAAACGGCGCGUCCAGCGGGCCUGUGACAUCUGCAGACGGAAGAAGAUUCGAUGUGAUGGCGUGCAAAUGCCCGACAACCGAUGCUCCAACUGUAUCGCGUACAAUUUCGAUUGCACCUAUGUAGAGGCAGCCAAGAAACGAGGUCCUCCCAAAGGUUAUGUCGAGAGCCUGGAGAACCGGCUGGAGAAGAUGGACAAGCUGCUGCAUAGACUCAUGCCUGAGGCGGAUUUCACAAAAGAACUUGGAGGUGGGUUUGACCGCGAAACCUGGUCCAUCGAAAAGUUACCGACUUCGCUCGACUCUGGUAACAUUCCAGAGCUUAUGCGGCCCAAAGGAGGUGCCUGCCAUCCUCGUGAUAUUGCCACUUCUGCUAUCCGAGCGUACAACGAAAUCGAGGACAAGUUGCUCGAGGACGAUUUUGACCAUCUUACGCUGGCGGACAAUUUGCAGCAAAAACUUGAAGCGGAUUCUGGAGGUUACCGAUUUUUUGGCAAGUCUAGCGGUGCUCAGUUGAUCAAGACGGCGAUGGAUUUAAAACAUGGCUAUACUGGUCAUAUACAGAGGGACCCUCUUGGCUCAAGGAGAUCAGAAUUCUGGACAACUCGUCCUUGGGAAAGCGCCGGCAAUAUUCUCGACGGGAGGUUUCCAUCGUAUUCGUUCCCAGAAGAUGACUUGCUUUCGUCUUUGGUGGAAUUAUAUUUCGCAAAUGUCAACAUAUUCCUGCCUCUGCUUCAUCGGCCUACCUUCGAACGCUCAAUCAGGGAGAAUCUGCACAGGAAGGAUGAGAUGUUUGGUGCCGUCUUACUACUUGUAUGCGCAGUGGCUUCGCGAUAUUCGAACGACAUGCGCGUCCUGCUCGAUGGAGAAGAAUCAAGGCAUUCCAGUGGAUGGAAAUGGUUUGACCAAGUGCAGCUUGUGCGCAAGUCGCUCCUAUCUCCGCCCUCCCUGUAUGAUCUUCAGUUCUACUGUCUCUUUACGGAGUUCCUGCAAGGCUCAUCAGCACCUCAGGCGUCCUGGACAAUGGUAGGUAUCGGUAUCCGGCUAGCGCAAGACGUUGGAGCACACCGACGAAGACGGAACUUUAGUCCUAACUCCGUGGAGGACGAAUUGUGGAAACGAGCCUUCUGGGGUCUCGUAUGUAUGGACCGAAUUAGCAGCUCAGCUCUCGGCCGUCCAUGUGCAAUACAAGAUGAAGAUAUCGACAUUGAUUUUCCUGCCGAGUGCGAUGAUGAGUACUGGGAACACCCAGAUCCCGAGCAAGCCUUCAAACAGCCUCCCGGAAAACCAUCAUCUGUCGCGUUCUUUAAUUCGUUCUUGAAACUCAACCAGCUACUCUCGUUUUGCCUCCGCACUAUCUAUUCGAUCAAUAAAUCUAAAAUUCUACUCGGCUUUGUUGGCCAACAGUGGGAGCAACACAUUGUUGCAGAGCUAGAUUCUGCACUCAACAAAUGGGUUGACUCGAUACCAGACCAUUUGCGAUGGGAUCCCAAUCGUGACAAUCCUGUGUUCUUUAACCAAUCCGCUUACCUGUAUAUCGCCUACUAUCACUUGCAAAUACUCAUACAUAGACCCUUUAUUCCUACCCCUCGCAAUCCGUCACCUCUGUUAUUCCCUUCUCUUGCUAUUUGCACAAAUGCUGCACGUUCGUGCUCACACGUUGUUGACAUUCAAAGUCGUAAAGGUGGCAAGAUCCCUGGCGUCGGCAUUCCAGUCUUCACGGCCGGCAUUGUUCUCCUCUUCAACAUAUGGGGCGGGAAACGAUCCGGCCUUUCUAUUGACCCUAACCGGGAGAUGGGUGACGUACACAAGUGCAUGAAAGUCCUUCGGAGUAUGGAAUCGUCAUGGCAUUUCGCAGGCCGCUUAUGGGAUAUCCUAUACGAGCUGGCUUCUGUCGGGGAUUUACCCUUACCCAAAGCAAGCCCCACUCCAACGAACAAACGGGAACGUGACUCUGAUAGCCCCCGUUCUCAGUCUGUGACCCCAGCCGAUGGAAGCCCCUCAAGCGGCAUUACAGAUGUCCCAGCGACUCGUGCUAUUGUCGGAAGUCGACGGAUUUCGAAUAAGGAGUCUACGCCUCGAAAAUCCUCGAAAUCCCAUUCUUCAGAGUCCUCCACCGCACUAUCUUCGCCGCUACUGGGUCCAGCAGCGUCUUCUUCGUCGCAACAACUCUUUGCCCUGCCAAUAUACAGUGACGAGCUUGGACGAAUUCCUCUCCAUGGCCAAGUCAGUUUUUCGAACCAAGUGCAGGCACCCGAUUCCCAUGGGUGGUAUGCAGGAUCAUCGCAUGGACAAGUAUCAUCAGAUGGUAGUGGUGUGCAGAGCGAUUUCUCGUUCAUGAGCCAGCCUUUUUACGAGCAGGUGCCGCCUCCCGGAUACACAUCCACACAUUACGAGUACGGAAGGAACAGUGACAUGAAUGAAAUGAUGCCUAUUGCAGAUAGCUCGCAUAUACGGCAGCCACCGCCGCAGAUUAUGGAUAGUCGACCGCACGAGUUGUUGGAUAAUGAUACCAUUACGAUGUGGUCCAACGCGCCUAGCGGGUUUGAAUUGGAUGAUUGGGGUACUUAUCUGACUAAUGUUAGUGAGAUGCACAAUCCGCACGGGAACACAAAUGUACCAGGUCCAAGAUAGUGGUUGGACGAAGGGCGUAUUUUCUCGGUUGGAAUGGAAGUAAAUAUAAAAAUGAACAUAACUGUAGCGACUACUAUUCUUAGAUUCUGUAUAGUGAUAUGUGAUUAAUAUUUACUCUCUGUUGUUCUCCUGAUCGUGGGAUGCGUCGUGGUACUUGAAACGGGUCUCCCCCCUGUGAGCGUUUCAGGUAAGCAGUCACCGGGAAGCUUCG
This is a messenger RNA of Desarmillaria tabescens, 3178 nucleotides long. Its product is annotated as fungal-specific transcription factor domain-containing protein. Gene Ontology annotation, biological process: DNA-templated transcription; regulation of DNA-templated transcription. Gene Ontology annotation, molecular function: DNA-binding transcription factor activity, RNA polymerase II-specific; zinc ion binding; DNA binding. The coding region runs from base 283 to 2967 and encodes 894 amino acids. The transcript is spliced from 16 exons. Lineage: Eukaryota; Fungi; Basidiomycota; Agaricomycetes; Agaricales; Physalacriaceae. The record is from RefSeq and is a predicted model, not a curated record.